AUGAACCAAGGCUCGGGGAACAUGACACCCGAUGCGGGCAUAUCCCUGAUCUCUCCGAACAGCACAGACGAAACAGACGAAGGGGGCAAGGCAGCGGGCUACCCAUCCAACGAUACAACUCAGGUCCCCAAAGCUGAUAAUGUCGCCGAAAAUGGGCGUGAGAACCUGGACAAGAAGGACGACAAGGGCACACUUGGUGCCUCCGGUACCAGUAGCGAAAGAAUCGCCACUGAAAUCCCGAAGCCUCCUGAUAUCGGCAACAUUAUGUUGCGAAGGCUGCUGGAUGGGAAAACCUUUGAGGACAACAGGCCCCUGCGACCACAACCCAGUGUCGCCAUGGGAUGGGGUGGACAUGGCUCGACAGCCUCGACCAACGACUUUGGCUAG
Messenger RNA from Verticillium nonalfalfae, 387 nucleotides. RefSeq lists its product as uncharacterized. The coding region runs from base 1 to 387 and encodes 128 amino acids. The transcript has 2 exons. The record is from RefSeq and is a predicted model, not a curated record. NCBI's taxonomy places the organism in Eukaryota, Fungi, Ascomycota, Sordariomycetes, Glomerellales, Plectosphaerellaceae.